AUGGUUGCGACCUUCUCACCUCACCGGGACUCCGGAGGCACCCUCCAUCUCUCAUCUCACUCGCCCCUCCAUCACGUCGAUGCCAGUUCCGCCAUUAGACAGCUUCGGCGCUCUUUGUCGCGCUCGCCAUCCAAGAGCUCCAACUUCUUCCUCAACUCCCGCACUCACUCACCGUCAAAGUCCACUACAUUCAUUUCCUCACCUCUGUCGCCCUCGCGGCGAUCCUCCCACAACAACUUUGUCCUUUUCCCUUCCACUGGACAACAAUCACCUCUCGCAGUCCCUUAUCCUCCCAGCGCAAAGAUCACUCGGCCGGUCAUGCGUCGAAGAACGUCUCCCCGCAGUCCGGCAAAAUGCGCUCUCACCGUGUCUGCUGAUGGGGGUAACUCAGUCUCGUCUCAGCCUAUUCCCAUCAUCGCGCCUGGUGAAGAGAACGCCUUGACGCUGGAUGAUUUGGCCGAUCCAAGUGAGAGUAAUUCUUGCGCCACUCCUUGUCUCAGCACUACACCAACUGCCCCCCUCGGUGAAUCAACGUUUGGGCCUCGUCCUACCCUGUCGCGUAUUGAAAAGCGUCGCAGCGGGACCUUUGGUUCCUUCGCGACUGUCAGUCCCUUAAAGCGCAGUGACGGCAUCAUGAAUCUCGACCAAGCUUCCCGCGGUAGCCCCUCGGCCAAGCGACGCAGCGUUCACGCGUCAAACUUUGCGGCUGACUUUAGCAUUUUCGACCAUGAAAGUGAAACUGCGCCUGCAAGUCCCGCUGGAAAUGGCGAUGAGGCUACUUCCUACUUCCCCACUCCUCAACCUCACAACCCGUUCGCGACCAUCCCUAAGCGAUCUUCCUCACUCCGGCGAUCGACUCUCCAACAGCGCCAAGUAGAGCGCCCUCUCUUCGGCCCCCGCAGGGGUCUGGGUGAGACAGAGGCCUCGCCCGGCACCCCGCUAGCAGUUCGACCUCGUAUGUCCUUUGACAGCGGCCUUUUCCAGUCAAGCCAGGAGUCUUCAAGUCUCUUUUCCCCUCGCCCUCCUCCUGCCAGUCCUCUCUUCUCUCCCGCUCCUCCCGCCAUCAACACCAACACAUCCAACUUUGGAACCACUCAGCCUUCUCGCCCUUCUGCUCAUCCUCUCUCCCGUACCAUCACCCAAUCCUCCUCUGGGUCGAGUCUGGAGGACUCGCCAACUCAUGAGCACGUUCAAAAGCCCGAGCGUGCGCUGCGACCCUUCAUGAACUUUUCCAAGUCACUUCCAGCUGGUGCCACGCGGCCUGCGCCGGUGCGCCGGGUGACACGUGAAGAGACAAGCUCAACAGAGUCAUUCGCGACGCCAGAAAAUUACAAGCUGGUCAAGCCUCUGCCUGCUGCGUUCAUGUCGACUGGGUUAAUUUCGAAGAAGAAUCGUAACGCAGAGGAGGUGCACGGCGGGGGAUUCAACAAGAACAUGCCUGACACUCCAUGUAAGCGUCCAGUCAACAUGUUCACGGCUGGUGCGGACUCUCCCCUUCCUGAGAGUAGUUUCUUCAACAAGUCUCAGUUUGGUCGACAGCUCGAGGCAGUGUCCGCGUCUCCAUUCAACCCACCUGCCUCGUCUGCUCGCCCAAAGGCUGGUCCGUUUGCUCGCGGCAUGGGCAUUUUUGGUAACAGUUUCACUCGCCCGGAACUGUCGCGUCGCGGAAGUGUCGUGAGCGUGGAUGGGGAGGACAUGCUGCAGGCCCAGUCCCCUUCGUCACGCGACGAUAGCCAGCCCAUGACCGAUUCCGAUCUCCCUCCCACCCCCACCAAACAAACAUUCCUUCCAUCUCGCACCUAUCCUCCUGCCACCUCUCAAAUCGCCUCUCUGGAGCGUCUGUCCGAAUCUCGAGGCAGCACCCACUCCACCCCCCUGCGCGACCGAUUCUUACAGGCCUCUACUACUCCUCGCACCCCUCGCGACCAGUUCUUCCCUCCCGACCCUAGUGGCUUGUCCAUCUCCGCACCGAAUGAUCAACAGCCUCCUCAACUCGACUUCGGUAGCAGCCUCAAUCUCCCUGCUACCCCGACUCAGCCUCGCGAGUCGUUCCUCUCAAGUAAAGGGGCCAGCCUCCUGCUCAGUGGUUAUCAGGCCCCGGAUGUCGACUCUAGUUUGACCUCGCGCUUUGCAAAGGUUGAGCUCAUCGGUACUGGGGAGUUCUCCCAGGUCUUCCGUGUUGCUGAGCCACAUGACACAGCAUACUCCUCAGUGUUCUCCUUUCCAACUGGUGAGCGCCAGUCGCCUACGAAAUUGGCUCACCAGGUCUGGGCUGUGAAGAAGAGCAAGCAACCCUACACGGGAUUGAAGGAUCGUGAGCGUCGUAUUCGCGAGGUGGAUAUUCUGAAGGCGCUAGUUAGUUCGGACCAUGUCGUUAACUUCCUGGACAGCUGGGAGGUUAAAGGCCAUCUGUACAUUCAGACUGAGUUUUGUGAGGAGGGUAGCCUGGACGUCUUCCUGGCCCGCGCUGGCCUAAAGGCGCGAGUGGAUGACUUCCGCAUCUGGAAAAUUCUUCUCGAACUCGCUUUGGGAUUGAAGCAUAUCCAUGACAACGACUUCAUUCACCUAGACCUAAAGCCUGCCAAUGUCUUGGUCACCUUCGAAGGUGUUCUGAAGAUUGCCGACUUUGGUAUGGCCACCCGCUGGCCUGCUGAGCAGGGCUUCGAGGGUGAAGGUGAUCGCGAAUACAUUGGACCUGAAAUCUUGAUGGGUCAGUUCGACAAGCCUGCCGAUAUCUUCUCCCUCGGCCUGAUCAUGUUUGAGAUUGCUGGUAAUGUGGAGCUUCCCGACAAUGGUCUAUCUUGGCAGAAGCUUCGCAACGGCGACAUGAGCGAUGUGCCCAGCUUGACGUGGAGCUCGGAAACAAGCAUCUUCCGUGAUGCCUCUGGUAACCCCAUCUCCGAGGAGUCGUCCUUUGAAGAACUCUGCGCAUCUGACCUCGGAGAUCACGAUUUUGACGGUUUCCUGUCCGUCCCCAAAGCCCACAAGCCAUCCCGAGCCGCUCGCAGCGGUGAGCUUGUCCACCCUCCCGACUUUAUGAUCGAUGCUCGCCAUGAUCAAGCUUUGGACAAGAUUGUUGGCUGGAUGAUCUCUCCCAAACCGCAGGAUCGACCCACUGCCGACCAGAUUCUGGAAACCUACGGUGUGCAAUUCGUGAACCGCCGUCGUCGCGCCGGUGCCACCGUCUUUGAGGGCAACUGGGGGCCUGCUGACGAGAUGUUGGCCGAGGAUGCCGAGAUGAUCGAUGUGUAA
Messenger RNA from Penicillium subrubescens, 3252 nucleotides. RefSeq names its product tyrosine protein kinase SWE1. The record is from RefSeq and is a predicted model, not a curated record. The transcript has a single exon. NCBI's taxonomy places the organism in Eukaryota, Fungi, Ascomycota, Eurotiomycetes, Eurotiales, Aspergillaceae. The coding region runs from base 1 to 3252 and encodes 1083 amino acids. Gene Ontology annotation, molecular function: protein kinase activity; ATP binding. Gene Ontology annotation, biological process: protein phosphorylation.